UACAAUAUUAUUAUUAUUAUUAUAUUCAUUAUUACAAGUCAUUACUGCAAAAUAAAUACUCAGAAGAGAUGGUAAAUGCGUGGUAUAUGAAUGAUAAUGACGCCGAAGAUCAACGAAGUGAACGCCAUUUGUCGCCCAAAGAGUUUGUAUCGUUGGAUGAGUUGAAACAAAAGACUGGAGUCUUAUAUUUUGAGAUCGAUGCCGACAAUUACGAAACGGAAGGAAAGUUGUCUAAAAUACGUACGGAUAGAGGCUAUACAUACUCAGAUCAGUUGGAAGUGUCACCGAAAACUUUGGACAACUAUUUAGCAAAAAUCAAGUCAUUCUUUACGGAACACAUCCAUUCGGACGAAGAAAUUCGUUUCAUUUUGAAUGGCAGCGGAUAUUUCGAUGUCAGAGACAAUCGUGACAAAUGGAUCCGCAUUUUGGUCCAAAAGGGUGAUCUACUGAUACUUCCGGCCGGUAUUUACCAUCGAUUCACACUCGACCAUAACGAUUAUAUAAAAGUGAUCCGUUUGUUUGUUGGCGAACCCGUUUGGACACCAAUUAACCGACCGGCCGACGAACAUCCGGCACGAGUGGACUUUCUGAAACAAUACCCGAUUGAGGCCUAAAAAGUUUUAUAAAUUAUCACAAGUUUUUCAACAGUUUUUUUUUUUAAAUAGACUUUUAGUUAGGUUUUGAACCGUAUUUUUCUCAAAAGAAAUUUUUUUGUUGUUGAGCUCAACGUUUUAACAAAAAAUAAAAUAAAAGAUCAUUUGUA
Molecule: messenger RNA, 763 nt
Organism: Oppia nitens
Lineage: Eukaryota; Metazoa; Arthropoda; Arachnida; Sarcoptiformes; Oppiidae
Product: acireductone dioxygenase-like
Exons: 3
Coding region: 69-614 (181 amino acids)
Molecular function (GO): acireductone dioxygenase [iron(II)-requiring] activity
Source: RefSeq, a predicted model, not a curated record